GAAGGUAAACGGUGUUUCCAUGUGCUGCUCUGGUUUGCCAGAAGCAGCUUUGUCAUGCUGGCCACAUGACCGGAAGCUAUACGCCGGCUCCCUCGGCCAAUAAUGCGAGAUGAGCGCACAACCCCAGAGUCGGUCACGACUGGACCUAAUGGUCAGGGGUCCCUUUACCUUUACCUUACACUCCUAUGAACAUACGAGCCUUCCAGAUCAAGCCCUAGGCCCAUCUAGUCCAGCAUCCUGUUCUCACUGUGGCCAACCAGAUGCCCCGAAGUAGGACUUGAGCACAAGAAUGCUCUCCCCACCUGGUAUUCAGAGUCCCACUGCCCCCAUUGGUGGGGACACACACAGCAUAGUCAUCAUUCCCCUGAUAGCCUUGGACAGGGACUCCUUUUUUUCUCCCAAAGCCACAAGGUUGCAUAUCAGCGAUGCUAAUAAUAAUAAUAAUAAUAUAAUAAUUUGUUAUUUAUAGCCCGCCCAUCUGGCUGGGUUUCCCCAGCCACUCUGGGCGGCUUCCAACAGAAUAUUAAAAUACAAUAGUCUAUUAAUCAUUAAAAGGAUUGGGAAUCCAUCACACUGUAGCAAAGCAAAGCCUCCUAGUCAUGGACUUCCACCUUGCCAAUCUUCCAGCAUCCUCCCACUCUUUGGACAGAGCCUGAGAGAUCAAUGCUGUUUUCAGUUAGCAUAGUUACUCUCUGUUGUUUGUGAGCAUUGCAGGGAUCACACUGGUCACAUCUGCAUUUUGUUUCCCCCUUUGGCCGGAGCUGGGAUCAGGAGUGGAAAACAACUCAUUAAGGAGAUGGGAGCUGCUGCAAUGCCUGGUCUCCUCUCUUCACUCCGCUACGUUCUCAUUCUCCUCCUCCUCUUUUCACCUGCCUCUGGCUCUGCCCCUGGCGAUGACACCGUGGUGGUCACCAAAAGUGGCCCCAUCAAGGGCAAGCAUGUUCCAGCUGGCUCUGGCUCUGUGACGGCCUACUUGGGUAUCCCCUAUGCUGAGCCCCCUGUGGGGAAAUUGCGUUUCCAGAAGCCCCUUGCACAUCAGCCGUGGAGCCAAGUCUUGGAAGCCACCAGCUAUGGCAACUCUUGCCCCCACUUUGUUAUUUCUGGCAUCCCUGAUGCAGCCAUGUGGGCAGCCAAUACACCACAGUCAGAAGACUGCCUCUUUCUCAACACCUGGGUUCCCCACCCGCGUCCCUCUACACCAACCCCUGUCCUUGUUUUCAUUCACGGAGGGGGAUUUUUCACUGGGACAUCUUCCCUGGACUUGUACAAAGGGGCAUCCUUAGCUUCUACUGAGAGAGUGAUAGUUGUCAGCAUGAAUUAUCGCCUGGGGAUGCUAGGCUUCCUGACCAUGCCACCAGCAGCUCCAGGAAACUUGGGCUUGCUAGACCAACAGCUGGCUCUGAGAUGGGUCAAUGAGAAUGCCGCCGCCUUUGGAGGAGAUCCGACUCGGGUGACCAUAUUUGGCCACAGUGCCGGAGCAGCGUCAGUGGGUUUCCACCUCCUUUCACCAGGCAGCCAGACCCUUUUUGCCCAAGCUGUGAUUCAGAGUGGAUCUCCCAAUGCCAUCUGGGCUUGGAUGAGUCCUGAGGAAGCCAAGCAAAAAUCCCUUGCUAUCACCCAGCUGCUGGGCUGUGCUGAUGGCGACGAUAGCGCUGUGAUGAGCUGCCUACAGGCGAAAGAUGCCACAGAAUUCUCUCCACAGGAAAUACUCUUCCUUGAGAAAAGCAAAUAUCUUAUCGAUCUCCCUGUGAUACCAACAACAGAUGGAGAUUUCCUGCCUGACGACCCUCAGAAGCUUCUGGAGUCUGGGAACAUCAAGAUCAAGCCAAUCCUCAUUGGUUUUACCUCCGACGAAGGGUCCACCUUUCUGCCGUUUAGUUUUCCUGGCAUCGAGCGCCACCACUUCACCCAGGAGCUACUACUGAAAGGGAUACGGAUGGCAAUACGAAAUGCGAAGGAAGAAGUUGUCCAGGCUGUGGCGCAGGAGUACAGCAGCAAGGAAGGCCAGGAUCCAGCUCGGUACCACAGCGCCUUGUCACAGUCCUUUGGCGAUUACUUCUUUGCGUGCCCAAUGGAUGAAUUCGCUAAGAAGCUGGAAGAAGCUGGAAGCCCUGUGUACACUUACUACUUCAAGCACCACACCUCAGGCUCUGUUUGGCCUGAGUGGAUUGGCGCACCCCACGGCGCUGAGCUGCCUUACUUGUUUGGAACCCUCGAGACAGCUUUGGCCAUCAAUCAAACUUACACAGAAGCUGAGGCUGAUCUGAGCCGCAGGGUGAUGCGAUACUGGGCAGAGUUUUCCAGAAGUGGGAAACCAACGGGGUCAGCUGCCAGUGAGGUAGAGUGGCCGCUCUAUAAUGCCACACAGCAAAACUUCUUCUACCUAAGCACUGAGCCAACCCAGGUUGUGGACAGGUCACCUGUGCAACACUGCACUUUCUUCAAUACACUGACAAACAAAUUGAAAGAGGAUUCUGCUGCUUCACACAAGGAGGAGGACGAGACAAAGGAAUCCACAACUUAAUAGAGGAAAUCUCCAUGAAAGGUGUUGCCUGACUUUGUGUCCCUCAAGAAUAAAGCAUUAUUACCAAGUGACCUAGAAGAAAACCUGACAAGAUAUUCUGGGACUCCCAUGCUGAUAAAGACCCACUGCUUCCUGUGACCUUAACACGCUCACAACCAAUUGAAAACACACCUUUUAUGUGUCUGCGAAAUUUUGAGCUUCUAACAAAGUAACUGUUCUGCCAUUUUGAGAAGUGGGUUUCAAGCUCUUUGGCAGUUGUAGAUUCCUGAGACAUCUAAUAUACAUUUCCUUUUGAUAUUAGCAAAGUUUAAGUUACUUUUGCUUUGGUCCUGAUGAGUGAUAGUUUGAUUCCUGUAGUUCAAAGCUAACAACUUCAUUCUUCCACCCCCCCCCCCCAAUAAUAAUCAUAAUACCAUAAUGCCAUGCCUCUCUCACAGUAAGAUAACCUUAAGGCUUCAGGAAACAAAGAUCACCAGUUUAGUCAUUUCUCAUUAGGGUUAUAUUCUUUCACCAACCAACUGAACAAAGUAAAUGACAUAGGAAAUAGACAGGAACUUGUGGGAAAAAGACGAUAGAACAAAUCCAUGUCGGUGUUAUAAGAAAUUGCUCAACCCCUUUCCUCUCCUUUACGAUGCAUUGGCUAAAAUGAGUACAAACCCGCUCGAUUUUCAAUGGUUAGCUAGUUCUCCAAAUUCCAGCAAUAAACUCUACACCCUCAAGGAACCAAAACAUGCUUCGCUUCAGGACACAGAUGCCCCUCUUCCUCCCUUUCUUACUUUAGUGUCAGUUCUGUGGCAAUAUUGUCACACCCACUUUCUGUAGACUUUUGGGAAUAGUUAGGGAUUCUUUUACUCUUUAAAUCAAGGUGUGUUGGUGUGGCAAGAGCUGCUGCCUGCCUAUACUGUAGGGUCAUUUUGCUGUCUGAAGCGGCACCCAUAUAUUCUGAAACUUUCAUUUCAUGUAAUAAACCAGUCUUUCUUUGCUCCUCUUGUGUAUGAGUUCUCUUGCGGGGUGUUAUAAAAUCAUAUUGGGGGGGGGGGUUUGCAGGACACCAUUAUUAAUGAACAGAGAGGGGUGACAGAAUUUGACAGCUGCAAUACCCAGAAUCCUGUUCAAUGCCAUCUUCCCUGUCUCCCCACCCCUCCAGCUAGGACGAGACCCUGCCUGAAGGAAGGCUUAAGGAUCUGCAUAUGCACAACAGUUAGCAUAAACUCACACAUUUCCCCUCUCCACCUCCCCUCCGCCCAGAACAAAACAAUGUUUCCAGAAGAAGGGGGGGGAAAACCGCCCAAAUCCAAAGUUAAACUUUUCUACUCAAGUUAAUAAUACAGCCUAUUAUAUGUUCUCUUACCAUGAAAUCUCUAUCCGCUGCCUCUGUAUUAGAAUUGCUGUUUUAUAUCUUAGAACUGUAUAUGUCAGGACUGCUACCUUUUAAUUAGAAAUCCCUGCAUUAGGUAUGUUUUCCAGGUAUAUUUUCUGUAUGAACCCUGUAUGAUCCCAACCCACCUGAA
Messenger RNA from Zootoca vivipara (common lizard), 4035 nucleotides. RefSeq names its product cholinesterase-like. NCBI's taxonomy places the organism in Eukaryota, Metazoa, Chordata, Lepidosauria, Squamata, Lacertidae. Gene Ontology annotation, biological process: choline metabolic process; acetylcholine catabolic process. Gene Ontology annotation, cellular component: plasma membrane. Gene Ontology annotation, molecular function: acetylcholinesterase activity. The record is from RefSeq and is a predicted model, not a curated record.